GCUAUUUUUUCGCAUGAGGCUCGGAUUAUCUUGUUUCAGAUAAUCAUUGGUCCUCCAAAUAACUUAUCCUUUUUUGCAGAUGUAUCAGAUUUUUGUAGACUUAAAAGGACGAUUUUGUAAUUCAAUGCCUUUGAUCUAUCUUAGUCUUUGUGUAGAGUUAGCAGCCCUUAUAACCAGUGAUCUACAUUAUCCCAUGUCUUGAACAUUGAAGUUAUAAAGCCCCCGUCUUUCGGGUUGGUUGACCUGCAAAUAGAAGAUCGCUUUGAUUUCUCUUCUAAUUAUGCAAAUAAAAAUGAACCAAAAUAAUUGAGAAUAAUCGGACUACUCAAUGUACCCAGUAAGAUUUUUUCAAUUAUCGAGGAGGUGAGGCUCAAGGCUCAAGGCUCAAUUGCUAGCUCAUACUUAUUAAGACACCUGAGCUGGAGCUUUGGCUGGAGAGAUUAUCCAACAAGGGAUACAAACCGCUUGUAAGAUCUAGGCGAACCGAAGUACCCGAAAUUACAUUGCUGUAGCAAAAGGUAAAAGCUCAAUAGUCUUACCUGUGUUGCGCGCAUUAAGAAGUCUACCCUACCCAAAGUCCAGUGGGUUUUGGAACAACUAGAAAACAGACAGAAAAACAGUAUCAUACUAUAUACUGAUCACAGACAAUACUGUGAUCAAUUGUUUAGAUGAAUAUAGAGGCAUUGCCAUAUGGGUCUCAACCUUCUGAAGAACCUGGCGCUUGGGUUCAUGUGUCAGCUCCCAAAAAUCCUGAAAAUGCUGUUGCUGAUCCAAAGAAAGACUUAAUGCCUCAUGAGGACAUGUCUGCAGAUUUCUGUGCAUGGAAUAGUGUUGGUAAUGCAGUACGUCCUCGCAUCAAAAGGGAAAACGAUUCACUUACCAGGUCCAAGUCUCUUGAGCAGGACUUAAUAUGGCCUGGAGUAUCUUCUAAUGUUGAAAGAAUAAGCUCAACAGUUAAUGUAAUUCCAUCUUGCAAGGAGAAAUACCCAAGUGUUCCACAUUUUUCAACACCUUGUGGUGUGGACAUAGGAGUGGUAAGAGCUACAUUAGAAGCUGAGCCUCCACAGUGGAUGCCAGAUAGCACUGCAAAUUGUUGCUUACAGUGUCGAACUCUUUUCAAACCUGUAAUAUGUGGCCGUCAUCAUUGCCGCCUCUGUGGGGGCAUAUUCUGUCGUAAUUGCUCCACUGGAAGGUGUUUACUUCCUGUUAAGUUUCAGGAGAGGAAUCCACAAAGGGUUUGUGAUAUAUGUUAUCAGAGGCUUGAACCAAUACAAAGAAUCUUAGCAGAUAGGGUGAGCAAUGCAUCACAGAUUGCAACCCAUGAUGUUACAGAUAUGACAUGUAUGAGAGGUUGGCUGAACAGUCCGUUGGGUUUUACCAUGGAGCAGGAAAUUUACAAAGCAACUAAUACAAUACGGAGCUAUUACCAGAUCGGAGGUAUCAGUGCAGACAAGUUGAUUCCUAAUGCUGUUCUUAAAGGUGCAAGAGGUCUUGCUAUACUAACUGCCGUUAAAGUAGGAAUGGUGGUGACAUAUAAGGUAGGGACUGGACUGGUCCUUGCUCGGCGAGUGGAUGGUACCUGGUCUGCACCAUCAGCUAUUGCUUGUUGUGGUAUGGGCUGGGGUGCACAAGCAGGAGGAGAACUCACAGAUUUUAUUAUUGUCCUUCGAAAUUCUAAGGCGAUAAAAGCUUUUAGUGGUCGUCUUAACAUUUCAAUUGGAGCUGGAUUGAGUGCAACUGCUGGACCUGUUGGAAGGGUUGCUGAAGCAGAUCUUUGUGCAGGAGAUGGGGGGACUGCUGCUUGUUAUACAUAUAGCUAUAGCAAAGGUGCUUUUCUGGGAGCAUCUUUGGAAGGCAAUGUCAUGACAACUCGUUCUGAUACAAAUCACCGCUUUUAUGGAGAUCCUUACAUUUCAUCAUGGGAUGUUCUUCUUGGGCCGGUACCAAGGCCAAGAGCAGCAAGUAGUUUAUAUAAUGCAUUGCAUACUUUGUUUGGUAAACUUGAGGAAAUGGAGUCCACAUUAUUCUAAUACAGUACCGUAAUUGUUUACAUUGUUAAAAAACAUAUUUGAUUUUUUAAAGAAUAUGGCACCUCUUUUAAAUAUGAUUGGGUUUACUCUUA
Molecule: messenger RNA, 2122 nt
Organism: Cryptomeria japonica (Japanese cedar)
Lineage: Eukaryota; Viridiplantae; Streptophyta; Pinopsida; Cupressales; Cupressaceae
Exons: 5
Coding region: 669-2030 (453 amino acids)
Molecular function (GO): metal ion binding; phosphatidylinositol binding
Source: RefSeq, a predicted model, not a curated record